AUGUCUAAAAGAUCAAAGCAUCAACCUUCGUCUUCAUGCAAUGAUCAAUGGAAUUUAGAUACUACAAAAGAUGUUCCCGGCCCGAUGUCAAGGAUUCCGUUUUCAGAUAUUACGAAUGUUUCUACUCCGAACAGCACGCAAAAUGAGGCUAAAGAUAGACGUAUAAAACGAAAAUUAUACUUGGAUACUCGGAAAUCUCAUAAUAUGCAUGUACAUUCAAAUUAUGCAAUGAACAUAUUGUCAAGUAGUAUUCCAACAGAUGUUUCCGGCUCCAUGUCAAGGAUUCCGUUUUCAGAUAUUACCAAUGAUCUAACAUCCAUUCAAUGGUUCUUAACGUUUACAGUUUCUACUCCGAACAGCAUGCAAAAUGAGGCAAAAGAUAGACAUAGAAAACGAAAAUUAUACUUGGAUUCUCGGAAAUCUCAUAAUCUUCAUGUACAUUCAACUUGUGCAGCCAACAUGUUGUCAAGUAGUAUUGCAACAGUUAUACCAAUUGUUACCCAAGAAGAGUACAAAAGGAGGCGUAAACUAAGAAAACUAUAUUUGGAUAGUAAACGGUAUACUUUGAAACGCGUUGCAUCGCAAUCCGCAAGUAAUUCAACACCAAAUACCACUUUGACGUCCACUCCAUAUAACACAUUCAAUGCUACAACUGAGGUGCCGAUUACAUGCGCAGAGAGACGUAGAUUAAGGAAGCUAUAUUUGAGUAAUAAAAGAUCUAUCACACCAAGCGGAUCAAGCUCCAAACAAAACUUAUCUUCAUCUGCUGAUCCUAAAUCCAUAGACCCCAACAUGCACAAUGUUACACGUACCCCCUCGGUUUUAGCUACAAGUAAUGUUGGUUGUGUUAGAAGUAACUCUGCUCAUCAUACAAAUAUUGUUCGCUUUUCUUUAUCUUCAAACCUCAAGUCUACAGAAAAAACUAUAGUUGAAGAUCCAUACAAAGGUGUCUCACAAGAAUAUUUGGACCAUGGUGAUCAGUGUGUUACAUGUGACGUACGUAAUGCAAAGUUAUGGGAUUCAGAAAAAGGCAGGGGUAAACACCAGGAUGGAAAAACGUCCUAUUCCUUAUGUUGUGGAUACAGCAAGGUUGAGCUUCCGGAUUAUAAAGACGCACGGCCAAAUUAUGAAAAACUUUUUCGGUGCGUUGAUGAAGAAAGCAAGCACUUUUUGAAGAACAUUCGACGUUAUAACUCUAUGUUUGCUUUUACUUCGAUGGGUGGUAAGGUUGAUCCGACUGUGAAUAGAGGUAAUGCCCCCUUUUGCAACCGAAUCAGUGGUAAAAACUAUCAUACCAUUGGGAGUCUCUUGCCAGAAAAUGGAUCAAAACCUAAAUUUUGCCGGCUCUACAUAUACGAUACUGAGAAUGAACUUUCAAAUAGGCAAUCCAUAUUUAGUUCUUCAAAGGAUGCAUCUUCGUCGUCUGUUGCCGCCCUUGAUCGUCAAUUGAUUGAACAUAUAAAGGAUGUUUUAGACACAGACAAUCAGCUGGUUAAAACUUAUAGAAUGGUCAGAGAUUCUUUUCAAGAGAACCCGCAAGUAUCUCUAAAGUUACGCCUUAUUGGAAGAAGGGAGAAAGAUGGUAGGACGUAUAACCUACCAAUGGCUAGCGAGGUCGUUGCUCUUAUAGUUGGAGAUCUUGACAGCGCAAUUGACAGUAGAGAUAUUGUUGUGGAAACCCAAACAGGUGAUCUAAAACGAAUAAGUGAAUUGCAUCCUUCUUAUCUUGCUCUUCAAUACCCGAUUUUGUUCCCUUAUGGGGAUGAUGGUUAUAGAGUUGACAUCCCUCAUAGAGGUGUCGUAGAUGUUACUAAUAAGAAGCGGCCAAAUUGUACUAUGAGAGAAUUCUUUGCGUACCGUGUUCAAGAUAGGAUUAAUCAAUUUUCAUUGAUUCUUAAUUCAAGGAGACUAUUUCAACAAUUCUUGGUUGAUGCAUACACGAUGAUUGAAACUGAGAGACUCAACUAUAUACGUCAUCAGCAAAAGAAUCUUAGAUCAGAUACAUAUGAUAGUCUUCAAAAGUUAAAAAACAACGGUCAACGAGAUAUAUCUAAAGCUGGUAAAAGUGUGAUGUUGCCGUCUUCAUUUACCGGCAGUGCUAGAUAUAUGAUGCAAAACUAUUUAGAUGCCAUGUCUCUAUGCAAGUGUUUUGGUUAUCCCGACUUUUUUAUAACCAUCACAUGUAACCCAAAAUGGCCGGAGGUAACAAGGUUUCUUAGAGACACCACACUUAAACCUGAAGAUAGACCAGAUAUUCUGUCAAGAUUAUUUAAGUUGAAAUUGGAUGCUAUUUGCAAAGACUUAAAGGAACGCCAUCUAUUGGGAAAAGCUGCCGCAUUUGUUUACACGAUCGAGUUUCAAAAACGUGGAUUGCCUCAUGCACACUUAUGCUUAUUCAUGGAGGAUGGAUAUAAAUUUCCUACAGUGGACCAUGUUGAUGCAUUUAUAUGUGCUGAGAUUCCAAACAGAAAUGAGGACCCGGAGUUAUACACACUUGUGAAAGACUAUAUGAUUCAUGGUCCAUGUGGUCUUGCUAACCUAAGCUGUCCAUGUAUGGUUGAUAGAAAAUGUUCGAAAGGCUUUCCAAAAAAGUUUGAAGAUCAUAUGACAUUAGAUUCAAAUGGAUUCCCAGUGUACAGAAGAAGAAACGAUGGUGCGACAGUUAUAAAGAACCGCAUUGAGCUAGACAAUAGAAGUGUUGUACCAUACAACAAAAAGCUGUUGAAAAGGUAUCAGGCGCACAUAAAUGUUGAGUGGUGCAAUCAAGCUGGGUCUAUCAAAUAUUUGUUUAAAUACAUCAACAAAGGACCUGAUAGAGCAACUGUUGUUGUUGUGCAAGGGGAUAACCAAAACGAAGAACCAUCAAAAGAUGAGAUAAAAGAGUAUUAUGAUUGUAGGUACAUCUCGGCAUGUGAGGCAUCUUGGAGGAUAUUCUCUAAUGAAGUACACUAUAGGUAUCCUUCUGUUACAAGGUUACCUUUCCAUCUUCCAGGACAACAAAAUGUCGUUUUUGGUCCUGACGAAGAUAUAAAUUCCGUCCUUAAGAAACCAUCUGUGAAAGCGUCAAUGUUUUUGUCUUGGAUGGAACGUAACAAAGACCCGAAUGACACAGUGGCCCGUACCCUUACUUAUGUUCAGUUUCCAAUUUUUUAUGUAUGGAAGAUUGAAAAUCGUUGCUGGGAACCUAGACAAAAGGCAAAAGCGAUUGGCAGAGUUCACUCUGUACCCCAUUCUUUUGGUGAAGCAUAUUUUUUAAGGAUUCUUCUUAACAAAGUCAAAGGGCCAAAAUCGUUUGAGGACAUUAGAACCGUUAAUGGUCAUGUACACGAUACCUUUAGAGAUGCGUGUUACGCACUUGGUCUUUUGGACGAUGACACGGAGUACAUUGAAGCAAUCAAGGAAGCAAAUGAAACAGCAACAUGUUCAUGUGUUUUGUUUGCAAUGAUGUUGUUAUCAAAUACUUUGUCUAGACGUGAGGUGGUAUGGGAAAGCACGUGA
This is a messenger RNA of Helianthus annuus (common sunflower), 3498 nucleotides long. RefSeq lists its product as uncharacterized. The record is from RefSeq and is a predicted model, not a curated record. The transcript has 12 exons. NCBI's taxonomy places the organism in Eukaryota, Viridiplantae, Streptophyta, Magnoliopsida, Asterales, Asteraceae. The coding region runs from base 1 to 3498 and encodes 1165 amino acids.